AUGGCUUUUACUUUGGGCACUGCAUGUUAUUUUCUCAACAAAUCAACUAAUAUGGAAAUUGACUUUAAUUAAUAUUGUGGUAUUGUAACAUGAAUAACUAGAAAAGCAUGAAUUAUAAAGCAUGGUAACUGAAUGUACAAAAUUUUUUGUACGCAAAGCUAACAUCCAAUCUUAAAUAGCUUUUUAGGAAUUGUAUAAAAUUUAAUAAUAUCAAUUUGAGUGUUUAAUGUUAUUUCAAAGGAGAAACAGUGUUGUUAAGACCAUAUCAAUAAAUUUGUAAUUCAAAAAUGAAUCGAUUGGUUUUCGUGAUUAAUUUCAAUAAAGUAAACUUUUAGAGCUAGUAACAAUUAGAUUUUUGAAAGUUUCGAAGAUAAGUCAGGAUUUGAUUAUUACUAACUAACUAAAUUAUUAUGCUCAGAUUUCCCUCGAGAAAUAGUUGCUAGUUCGCUUUCCUUAUAUGCAAAUCUUGAUGAGGUAAUUUGUUUAUUAUUAUAAAGGAAUUGCUUUUCAAGAAAACAUUCACUUUACAGCAAUUCUGUAAAGCCCUCUUAUUUGAACUAUUAUUUGAAAGUAUUUUUUAAGAAUUAAAUGCUAAAUUGAAUAUUAAUGGAGUUAUUGAUAGUGUUUUACCAAUUUUAAAGAAAUACUACCCCACUAAUGAUGAAUAAUUAUAUUUACCAAAUCCAGCUGCUGUUUUUGAAUGCCUGAUAAAGUUUAGUAAUGAAAAAAAUAAAGCAUGUUUGCAUCCAAUUCUACCAUUUACAGUGGACAUGUUUUCAAGUAUUUAUUUUUGUCAUUUUUAUAGCUCAAUAUUUAAAUGGAGGGAUAGUUGAGUUUACUAGCUUUAAAUCACAAUUAUUUAAAAAUACGAAAGUUGAUGUUCAACUUACAAAAUUGAUUAAUCUAAUUGAAAACUCUAAUCAGAGAAUAUAGGAUAGCACACGAUUAGAUGAGGAUGAAAACAAAAAGAAAAAACAAAAAUGA
Paramecium octaurelia is the source of this 984-nucleotide messenger RNA. The record is from the annotation of a GenBank genome assembly. Lineage: Eukaryota; Ciliophora; Oligohymenophorea; Peniculida; Parameciidae.